Molecule: messenger RNA, 1440 nt
Organism: Drosophila kikkawai
Lineage: Eukaryota; Metazoa; Arthropoda; Insecta; Diptera; Drosophilidae
Biological process (GO): protein peptidyl-prolyl isomerization
Molecular function (GO): peptidyl-prolyl cis-trans isomerase activity
Source: RefSeq, a predicted model, not a curated record
CAUCCUGGCUUUUUCAUUCACAUAUCUAUUUCUCAAAUCUCACAGUCCGAUAUUUAUAUAUUAUUCAACCAACAAGUCACUCCGCAAACACUGCCUUAGCAGCUUCAAAUUCAAGUAUAUCCAAAGAUUUCCAAAAGACCAUGUUUAUCCGAGGCGAUGCGACGCGCGGUGCUAGGGAUACGGGGAUUAUUCCCCAGGUGCCCAGCUCGAUGACUCCGUACGUGGCGGCUGUAAAACGCGGUCCCUACACAAUGACCAAUCCCGUUUAUAACAACCCAAAUCCCCACCUGGUGGCAUUCGAUGGCCAGGUGGCAGACACCACCCAGAAGCACACCUUUAACAUCAAUAAGCAGGCUCUGAUGAGCAAUUACCGUCACCAUCAGCGCCUGAUCCCGGUGGCCAUAGGCAAGCAUUCCCUGUCCAGGAGUCGCUCCAAUCUGGUGACGAACGAACAGCGGGCCUUGUACCGCCAGCACCGAGAGCGAAUGAGCCAAGUCAAGGGCAAGGUAAACACCUACCUGCCCCCGCCAAAGAUCAAGAUUGAGGGGAAUGGCAUGGAGCUGUCCUACAUGGAGAUGCUGACCGCUCUGUACAAGAAGAGCAACAAUACGCUGCGCACCUUCACCAAGUCGCCAGAACGCCUGGCGGAGGGCAGGUGGCGCAAUGCGACAGUGGCCCGAAACAAGGAGCAGCGGCAGCUGGAGAACAACAAGAAGUUUCACAAGGGCGGAGAGCUCUUCGAUACGAUGGCGGCAAAGUCAAAGAAGUCCGAGGGAUCCUUUACCUACGAGAUUCCGAUGCAUGUCCUCCAUCGCUACGAAAAUCUAAUGGAUCAAUGCGAUGUGGGUGUCUUGUGCAAGCUGCUGCGCCCGCAGAUCUAUUUGGACAUUGAGGUGCCGGAUUGCCGCCUCCAGGGUCGACUCUGCAUCCAGCUCUUUACCGAGGCCUGUCCGCAGGUGGUGCUGGAAUUCAUGCGGGUCUGCACGCGCAACUGUACCCAAUCCAUCGCCUUCACUCGAGCCUUGUCGCCCAUUUGGCUGGAGGGCAAGAUUGAAAUGGACUCGGAACGGAACAGGGGGCUAACCAAUAUCGAGCACGAUUUCGAGACCUUGAACCAUGGCGUGGAUGCUGGCAUCCUUUCGUUCCCCAGUCGCUACGUUCGUGCCACUGCCUGUUCGGCGGUAAACUUCACCAUCAGCUUUAAGCCGUUGUCGACGCUAAAUGGUCGCAGGAUCGCCUUCGGCAAGGUGCGCAAGGGAAUGCAGUUCCUGUCAAAGAUUCAUGAUGCCAUCGGUCACCUGGCCAGCGCUCACAAUAAGAUUUUUCUGACAGACUGUGGCAUCCUUUGAACCAAAGUCAAAUUUUAUGUAAAAAGACAUUUGUGUAUUUAAUCAUUUGAUUGUAAGCAGCUCGUCAAAAUAUAUCCAGUUUGUAGAUAAA